Molecule: messenger RNA, 699 nt
Organism: Parnassius apollo (apollo)
Lineage: Eukaryota; Metazoa; Arthropoda; Insecta; Lepidoptera; Papilionidae
Source: the annotation of a GenBank genome assembly
AUGAUUGAACUGCAGAAGCUUUCGUGCCAAUUACUGCCCCUUCAAGAAGUCAUCAAUGAUAUUCGAAUAAUCAAAAACGAUAUUUCAGAUCUACGUAAAUCUAACAACAAUAUGCUAGAAAAGCUUGAUAGCUUUGAAAAAAGACUUCAAGUAGUUGAAAAUGCUGAGCAAAAAAUAUCGUCUCUAAAGGAACAGAUAAAUAAGAUGGAAGCAGAAAUUAAUGAAAAAGAUCAGUGGCUUCGAUCAAAUAACGUCGAAAUCAAGGGAGUACCAUUUAAACCUGGGGAGAAUCUUUUUGAUAUUAUAACUAAAUUAGGAUCUAUAAUAACCUAUCCUGUUUUGAAGAGUAACAUUAAUUAUGUAACACGUGUCCAGACGCGAGAUGCUGGGUCGAACAAGACCAAGCCUAUUACUCUUUCUUUUAUCAACAAAUAUAUGAAAGAAGACUUCAUCGCGGCUUCUCGCCUGAGUAAACAUAUUUCUACGGAAGAUAUUGGUCUAAAAGGAAACACCCGUAUUUACAUAAAUGAUCACCUUAGUUAUUCCAAAAAGAUGCUGUUGAAUAAAACUAAAACUGCUGCAAAAGAAAAAAACUACAAAUACGUAUGGGUCAAGCACGGGAAGAUAUUUGUGAGGAAAAUCGAUACAUCGCAAGUCUACAAUAUAAAAUCGGAAUCGGACCUAGUCAAGCUGCGUUAA